Molecule: messenger RNA, 400 nt
Organism: Racocetra persica
Lineage: Eukaryota; Fungi; Glomeromycota; Glomeromycetes; Diversisporales; Gigasporaceae
Source: the annotation of a GenBank genome assembly
AUGGCACAGGAUAAUGAAACGCCAUUAGCGUCCAAAGUGGAAACUCCCACAAUACCAAAUCGUCGAUAUACAAAAAUACUUGAUGAUGAAUCAGGAGCGAAUCCCUUUUACAUACCUUCGAGCGCUAAUAAGGACACUCGAGGAAACUUGUUCAAACGGCCUGAGGGAAAUAAAGGAGAAGAAAUUGAUCAGGGUAAUGCAUCUGAACAGGAAUUUUCCCUUCGAAGAACGGUGAUUGAAUCGUUAGAGUGCCGUCAGAUUCAAACUUUCAAUAAUGAGGGAGAACCUUCUAAAUUUCCGCCUAGAGUUUUUCCACAUGAAUCUACAAUGAUCAGAUCACAAAUUGGUUCAACUCCGGAUUUUCGUCGCCACGGGCUAACAUUUCAUCCAGAGACACCUC